GAUGGUGGAUCAAAUCAUCAAGUAAACAAGGAAGAAAAUGGUCUACCAACUGAAAACUCAACUGGUUUUUCUCUUCCUUCUCUGGGGUUCAUGGGCAUUUCUGUGCUAUGGUCUCCCAAGUGAGUACUCCAUAUUGGCCAUCGACCUUGACAAGUUUCCUUCAGAGGAAGGGGUGGUGGAGCUGUUUCAACGAUGGAAGGAGGAGCACCGAAAGUCUUACGAACACCCUGAAGAAGCAAAGUUAAGGUUGGAGAAUUUCAAGAGGAACUUGAAAUACAUCGUAGAGAAGAACGCAAAGCGAAAUUAUCCUUACGGGCACAGUCUAGGAUUGAACAGGUUUGCUGACAUGAGCAAUGAAGAGUUCAAGCAUAAGUUUAAUUCAAAGGUAAAGAAGCCAUUAGGCAAAAGACACGACUUGCCUAAUAAGGAUGACUCAUGCGAAGAUGCACCUUACACUUUGGAUUGGAGGAAGAAGGGUGUUGUGACUGGUGUCAAGGACCAAGGACACUGUGGUAGUUGUUGGGCAUUCUCUUCUACUGGAGCCAUGGAAGGAAUAAAUGCAAUUGCGACAGGGGACCUUGUUAGCCUUUCAGAACAGGAACUUGUGGACUGUGAUAGUACUAAUGAUGGAUGUUAUGGAGGCUACAUGGACUAUGCUUUUGAAUGGGUCAUGCACAAUGGUGGAAUCGACUCAGAAACUGAAUAUCCAUACACUGGUGUAGAGGGUAGAUGCAAUGUCACCAAGGAGAAAACAAAGGUUGUUAGCAUUGAUGGCUACUCCGAUGUGGGACAAUCAGAUAAUUCCCUGUUGUGUGCUACAGUGAAGCAACCUAUCAGUGUUGCUAUAGAUGGUUCUUCAUGGGAUUUUCAGCUAUACACUGGCGGUAUCUAUGAUGGACAUUGCUCAAGUGAUCCAGAUGAUAUUAAUCAUGCAGUUCUAAUUGUUGGUUAUGGCUCAGAGGAUGAUGAAGAUUACUGGAUUGUAAAGAAUUCAUGGGGAACCUCAUGGGGAAUGGAAGGGUACAUUUAUAUUAAAAGGAAUACUCACUUAAAAUACGGAGUGUGUGCAAUCAAUUACAUGGCUUCUUACCCUACCAAAGAGCCUACUGCUCCAUCCCCAAGUAGUCCUCCAUCACCGACUUCACCACCGCCACCGCAACCACUACCACCUCCGCCGCCACCUCCACCUCCACCACCACCACCACCAGCUCCACCGAUUAGAUGUGGAGAUUUCUCAUAUUGUUCAGCUCAUGAGACAUGUUGUUGCCUUCAUAGGUUUUAUCAUUUCUGCCUCGUUUAUGGUUGCUGUGAAUAUGAGAAUGGUGUGUGUUGCCGUGGAACCGAGUAUUGCUGUCCUAGUGAUUUCCCCAUCUGUGUUACUGAACACAGACUCUGUCUUAAGCACCACAAAGAUUCGAUUGGAGUUCCUGCAAAGAAGAUGAAAUCCGGAAGUCACAAGUUACCAUGGACUAAAUUAGAACAAACAGAAAACACAUUUCAACCCCUUGUGAUGAGGAAUGUUUUCGCUGCAGUGCUUUGAAUUUACUUCUUUCCCUCUUCUCUUUUUAUGUUUGGAUUUGCUCAAGAAAAAUAAUAUGUUAACACCGCCAAUCAUUAGGUAUGUCUAUUAUAUAAUUACUUUUCUUAAUAAAAUAUUAUAUUUGAAGCACGUAUAUUAA
Molecule: messenger RNA, 1679 nt
Organism: Vigna radiata var. radiata (mung bean)
Lineage: Eukaryota; Viridiplantae; Streptophyta; Magnoliopsida; Fabales; Fabaceae
Product: P34 probable thiol protease
Exons: 5
Coding region: 38-1540 (500 amino acids)
Cellular component (GO): lysosome
Molecular function (GO): cysteine-type endopeptidase activity
Source: RefSeq, a predicted model, not a curated record